UAUAUUGUCUUUUAAAUUGGAAUUAACUAAAUCAGAGCUUUUUUCUUUCUUUCAUUAUAUUUAUUACUUUUGCAGGGAAUCGACUUACAAAAUAACUUGUUUUAUAUGAUAUCCGUCGUUCUUCGAAGCAGAUAGAAAUUACACAUUAUAACAUCAUAAUGGCAGAAGACUUGGAUGUAGAGGCUAUGUUGGAAGCUCCAUAUAACAAAUCGAACUUUGUGGUAAUAGUCCAGCAUACUUCACCGACCUGAACAAACAGAGAGAAGUAUCCCUGUGUGAUGUUAGCGCUGUGUGCGUCCUUUGUCAGUGGUUUUGUGAAUGGAUAACACUUCCUCUUCAAAGCAUCGAUCGGACAAGUAUUCUGAUAAGCAUAAAGAAAAGGAUAGAGGAAGCAGUCGAAGACGGAGCCGCUCAAGAGAUAGGAAAAGGUCAAGGGAACGAGGUGUAUACCCAUCAAAAGACAGAGAUGAGAAAAAAGAUAGAGAACGAGAAAGAGAUAGAGAUCGAGAUAAGGAAAGAGACCGCAGAGAUCGUGAUAAGGACCGCAGCCAUAGAGAUAAGGACCGUGAUAAAGAAAGAGAACGUGAGAGAGACAGAGACAAAAGACGCAGCCGCGAUAAAGAACGCAGCCGUGAAAGAGAUCGUAGCCGUGAUAAAUCUCAUAAAAGAGAAAAGAGUAAAGAGGAAGACCCUAAAGAAUAUAGAUCUAAAUCGAGAGGUCUUGAACCAAAAUUAGAAGAUUUGCCUCCUGAAGAAAGAGAUCUUCGCACAGUAUUUUGUAUGCAAUUAUCUCAAAGAAUUAGAGCUAAAGAUCUGGAGGAAUUUUUCUCUUCUGUUGGUAAAGUUAGAGAUGUAAGACUUAUUACAUGUAACAAAACUAGAAGAUUUAAAGGGAUAGCUUACAUUGAGUUCAAAGAUGCAGAAUCUGUACCUCUGGCUUUAGGUUUAACUGGACAAAAAUUACUAGGUGUUCCCAUUAUCGUUCAACAUACACAAGCAGAAAAAAAUAGAGUAGGCAACACAUUGCCUAAUUUAGCUCCAAAAACCAGUAAUGGACCAACAAGACUAUAUGUAGGUUCCCUUCAUUUUAAUAUUACUGAAGACAUGUUAAGAGGGAUUUUUGAACCAUUUGGAAAAAUUGACCACAUACAACUUAUGACUGAUCCAGAGACGGGGAAAAGCAAAGGCUAUGGCUUCCUUACGUUUCAUCAUGCAGCUGAUGCAAAGAAAGCCAUGGAACAAUUAAAUGGUUUUGAAUUAGCUGGUAGACCCAUGAAAGUAGGUCAUGUAACUGAAAGAACAGAUGGAGGUUCGAGUACGCGUUUUGAUGCUGAUGAAUUGGAUCGAGCUGGAGUUGAUUUAGGUGCAACUGGUCGAUUACAGCUUAUGUUUAAAUUAGCAGAAGGCACAGGACUCCAGAUCCCGCCGGCAGCAGCGUCUGUGUUAAUGGGUUCUGGAUCUGCUUUAGUUGCACCUCAACCGCAAGUAGCACCACCAAUAGCAACUCAAUGUUUUAUGCUCAACAACAUGUUUGAUCCUGCUGGUGAAACAAACCCAAAUUGGGAUAUUGAGAUCAGAGAUGAUGUCAUAAGUGAAUGCAAUAAACAUGGUGGUGUGUUACACGUUUAUGUGGAUAAAGCUUCACCCCAAGGGAAUGUUUACUGCAAAUGCCCUACAAUAGCUACGGCGGUCGCAUCUGUAAACACUUUACACGGGCGAUGGUUUGCUGGCCGUGUCAUCACCGCCGCAUAUGUACCUCUCGUCAAUUAUCAUUCCCUAUUUCCGGACGCUAUGACCGCACUCACGUUAUUGUUACCAACACGACAACGAUAAUCAUUUUUUAUCAUGAUACUAGCUUACCCGUUGUGCGCAAAUCUCUUUUUGGUCUAAUACCAUCCUAGUGAAGUGAAAACCCCACUGAGGUUACUCUUACGCGCGAAAAAAUGUAUAAAUUUUAAAUUAUAAUAUAUUUUAAUUUUUUUUUUCUUAUUAUAUAAAUUAAAACACUACAAAAUAAUUUGAGUCUACACUUAUGUAUAGAAAGUUAGAAUAUCUUGAUGAGGUUUUCACUCUCACACACUGUUAUGACAACCUUUGAAUAUGUUUCCUAUUUAAUAGAAACCAAAAUGGUAAUGGUGAAUAAUGUUGAAGAGAAAUUUUGUACGAUAUGUAUUGUACCUGGAUAAAAUCAGACUGGGUUGCUAGUAAUAGUGUAGGUUACUAAUAAUGUGAAGCAUUUAUGUAUUCGGAUACACAAAUAUUGUAAGAAACCGUGUCACUGUUUAAAAAAAUACUAUUUAGUAAUAACUUGCUCUAGGUAAUAAAAUAUAUUAAAUAUA
This is a messenger RNA of Galleria mellonella (greater wax moth), 2339 nucleotides long. RefSeq names its product RNA-binding protein 39 (gene Caper). NCBI's taxonomy places the organism in Eukaryota, Metazoa, Arthropoda, Insecta, Lepidoptera, Pyralidae. Gene Ontology annotation, molecular function: RNA binding. Bases 319 to 1833 code for a protein of 504 amino acids. Gene Ontology annotation, cellular component: nucleus. Gene Ontology annotation, biological process: mRNA processing. The transcript has 10 exons. The record is from RefSeq and is a predicted model, not a curated record.